AUGGCCAUGUCAAAUGCUAUCAUGUUCCCGGGCACAGGUGGUGGUGGGGCCACGGUUGUGAAGCACCUCGGCAGGGUGCUUGUCGUCGCCGGUGGGGGUGGUGGUGUGUUCCCACAACGAAUUAUUGACGUCGAGAAAAGCGGAAUCAGUGCAAAAGGAGGUUUCUCUUAUGAAGAUUAUGGUCGGCGACCAAUCGACAAUUUAAUCAAUCCCAUUGGUGAAGCGAUGUGGAUGUCCGGGAGUGGUGCAACAUUAAGCUCUGAUAAGGUUCAGGACUUUAGUAAGUGUGACCAUUGUUAUGCAAUGGCUGGUCAUUUGACAAACUCCUCAUCUUUCGGCGGGGAGUGUCCGUUGAUUUCUGUUUGGAAGCUCGCAGGUGGUUAUGGUGGUGGA
Anisakis simplex (herring worm) is the source of this 393-nucleotide messenger RNA. The record is from the annotation of a GenBank genome assembly. Lineage: Eukaryota; Metazoa; Nematoda; Chromadorea; Rhabditida; Anisakidae.